AAAUAAUAAAAAUAUAACCAUAGCUAUUAGGGCUUUAUCCUUUAUUCGUAUAGUUCUUUCUUACAUUGUUCGACCGAUCAAAGCCAUCCUUGCAUUUUGUUCGACCGGUCAAAGCUUUGCUCCUCCGAUUAGUGAUCUACUCCUCCGAUCAUCCUUCUCCACCAUCGUCCAUGGAAGUUCGGUAGUCAUCGUUCACCAGUCUUCAUCCUAGCUCCUUUAUUUUCUAGAACUACGGACAGUAAGGGCUUCAUCUUCAUCGCUGGUUUUACGUUGAUGGCAUAUCUUCUUCAUUUACAAGUUUUAGUUUGAUUUUGCGUGAGCCCUUGUUUGAAAAUUUGAUGGAAAUUUCAUCAACACCAUUGGAGAAUACAACAAGUUUCACUGCACCAAGUUAAAGCUUUUCUGGUUGGCUGCCUUCGAGAGAAAAGGCAAGAUACUUGGGGUGCAACCAAUCUCACGAAAGAUUUUUAUUUGCAAAGAAUACAACACUACAGUCUUUUCUUCUCAACUGUGAUCAAGCGUGGAUUGUGAAGGAAAGAAUCCAUACAUCUUUUCUUCUGGAAGAGGAAAGAACCGAAACUUCGUCGUACUACGAAGAGGAAAUGCUUAGGCCUUCUGUUGGACGUGGAAACCUCUUCUCCUUUUCCAAGAUCUUUAGACUAUUGGAUUCCAUUCAUAUCAAACUUUCUCAAGCCUGGAUCAAUCAUCUGAUAAAAAGGGGAGGUCAAACUUGUUUAUUGAAUCAAUGGGUGCUUCCAUGCAUGUACUGGCUAGUAGAUGCUUAUGCACAAGAGAGAGCAGCUGGAGCAAGAGAUGGAAACCGUGGUAAAUGUGUUGCAGCCUAGACCUUUAGGGAUCAUAGAGCACCAGUUCUCUGGUGAAGAGAUUUGCGAGGCGAGUGCUACGGUUCACAGAGCUGUGGAGAAUUGGCGACGAAAUGCGAAAUUGGAGCCAACAACUCACAUCUUAAAUGAUUACAUUAAGAAGUGAAAAGAAAAUACUAGCUAAAACCAUUUUCCAUUGAUGGUUCAAGAUUUUUAUUGUUUUGAGUCGAAGGAUAUAGAAGAUCUUGGUACCUAAUUAAAAUUUGUGUACAUCAAUGAAGUUUGAUUUCUGUUA
Messenger RNA from Humulus lupulus (European hop), 1119 nucleotides. RefSeq lists its product as uncharacterized. The record is from RefSeq and is a predicted model, not a curated record. The transcript is spliced from 7 exons. NCBI's taxonomy places the organism in Eukaryota, Viridiplantae, Streptophyta, Magnoliopsida, Rosales, Cannabaceae. Bases 778 to 990 code for a protein of 70 amino acids.